ACAGCAAGAAAUAGAGAUGUGUGUAAGUCGCGACUCUAUCAAGUUUCGUGGUGAACGGAGAACUAUAUCGUAGUGAAAGGAGCUCAUCGAGAUAUCAUGGCCCACAGCUGCACAUGUCCUGUGGCGCCACCACGUCGUUCUGAACCGUAAUCGCGCCUCCGACAAGAGGCAUCAGCACUGCCAUGUAUCCGCAGAACAAGACGAAGAGCCCUUCUAGCGACAAGUCAAGAUGUGCGCCACAAAUGACAACGACGGUGCCCCCAAAGAUCACCACACCCAGUGACUGGGCUCCUGAAAGAUUGGGAAUAAGGAUGGCUGCGGCUGGGAUCGUCAAGAGCAACCCGAAACCAAUGACUACCAAGGCGGUCCAUGUCCUGUGCAGAUUCGAUGGUGAUAGUCUCAACUCUUUGCCGUUGUCGUUGUCGUCGUCGUCGGAUCUCCUCCGGCAAAGAAAAUGGAGCGCCAGCUGCCUUCCACGUUAGUCACUUCAUCUUUAUCACGGGGGAAGAAGGGGGAGGGGGGAUGGUAGGGUCCGUCCAAC
This is a messenger RNA of Microdochium trichocladiopsis, 541 nucleotides long. RefSeq lists its product as uncharacterized. Bases 183 to 482 code for a protein of 99 amino acids. The transcript has a single exon. The record is from RefSeq and is a predicted model, not a curated record. Lineage: Eukaryota; Fungi; Ascomycota; Sordariomycetes; Xylariales; Microdochiaceae.